This is a messenger RNA of Oncorhynchus masou masou (cherry salmon), 4912 nucleotides long. Its product is annotated as cytoplasmic FMR1-interacting protein 1 homolog. NCBI's taxonomy places the organism in Eukaryota, Metazoa, Chordata, Actinopteri, Salmoniformes, Salmonidae. Bases 207 to 3968 code for a protein of 1253 amino acids. Gene Ontology annotation, biological process: cell morphogenesis; axon guidance; modification of synaptic structure. Gene Ontology annotation, molecular function: small GTPase binding; RNA 7-methylguanosine cap binding. Gene Ontology annotation, cellular component: SCAR complex; synapse; neuron projection. The transcript is spliced from 31 exons. The record is from RefSeq and is a predicted model, not a curated record.
AGGAACUCCCUGUUCUCGACUCCCCGCCUGCCUGACGCGAUAGCCUCAAACAGGGAAGAAGAUUGACCCAGACUAAAAAAACGGUGCUAUUUAUGCUUUUUCACCGCCAUUGUUUUCCAGGGGCGUCAAGCUUAUUAAUAUUAGUGUUGAAUGGAUUUCUAAGUCGUUGAAGUGGACCAAAUUCCCAGGAAAACAACUCCGGCAGCAUGGCGUCCACGGUAACCCUGGAGGAUGCUCUGUCCAAUGUGGACCUUCUGGAGGAGCUGCCUCUCCCAGACCAGCAGCCCUGCAUCGAGCCCCUGCCCUGCUCCCUCAUGUACCAGCCCAACUUCAACACCAACUUUGAGGACCGUAAUGCCUUUGUGACGGGGAUCGCCAGAUACAUCGAGCAGGCCACCGUCCACUCUAGCAUGAAUGAGAUGCUGGAGGAGGGCCAGGAGUAUGCUGUGAUGCUGUACACGUGGAGGAGCUGCUCUCGCGCUAUCCCACAGGUGAAGUGUAAUGAGCAGCCCAACAGAGUGGAGAUCUAUGAGAAGACAGUGGAGGUGCUGGAGCCUGAGGUCACCAAGCUCAUGAACUUUAUGUACUUCCAGCGAUUGGCUAUAGACCGGUUCUGUGGGGAGGUGCGUCGUCUCUGCCACGCUGAGAGGAGGAAGGACUUUGUCUCCGAGGCCUACCUCCUGACCUUGGGGAAGUUCAUCAACAUGUUCGCUGUGCUGGACGAACUCAAGAACAUGAAGUGUAGCGUCAAGAACGACCACUCUGCCUACAAACGAGCUGCCCAGUUCCUCAGGAAGAUGUCAGAACCCUCGUCCAUCCAGGAGUCUCAGAACCUCUCCAUGUUUCUGGCCAACCACAACAAGAUCACUCAGUCUCUGCAGCAGCAGUUGGAGGUGAUUAACGGCCACGAUGAGCUGCUGGCUGACAUAGUCAACCUGUGUGUUGAUUACUAUGAGAACAGGAUGUACCUGACCCCCAACGAGAAACACAUGCUGCUCAAGGUGAUGGGGUUUGGUCUGUACCUGAUGGAUGGCAGUAACAGCAACAUCUACAAAAUGGACGCCAAGAAGAGGAUCAACCUGACAAAGAUUGACAAGUUCUUCAAGCAACUGCAGGUGGUGCCUCUGUUUGGUGACAUGCAGAUUGAGCUGUCCAGGUACAUCAAGACAAGCGCACACUUUGAAGAGAACAAGAACAGGUGGUCAUGUACCUCAACAGGCAGCAGUCCUCAGUAUAAUAUCUGUGAGCAGAUGGUUCAGAUCAGGGAAGACCACAUGAGGUUCAUCUCUGAGCUGGCUCGCUACAGCAACAGUGAGGUGGUGACGGGGUCCGGUCGUCAGGAGGCCCACAAGACAGACCAUGAGUACAGGAAGCUGUUUGACCUGUCUCUGCAGGGGAUGCAGCUACUGUCCCAGUGGAGCGCACACGUCAUGGAAGUGUACUCGUGGAAGCUGGUUCAUCCAACGGACAAGUACUCCAACAAGGAGUGCCCUGACAACGCGGAGGAGUAUGAACGAGCUACACGAUACAACUACACCAGCGAGGAGAAGUUCUCCCUGGUAGAGGUGAUGGCCAUGAUAAAGGGUUUACAGGUCCUGAUGGGUCGUAUGGAGUCAGUGUUUAACCACGCUAUCCGCCACACCAUCUACUCGGCCCUGCAGGACUUCGCCCAGCUCACCCUGAGAGACCCGCUACGGCAGGCCAUCAAGAAGAAGAAGAAUGUGGUGCAGAGUGUCCUGCAGGCCAUCAGGAAGACCAUCUGUGAUUGGGAGGCAGGACAUGAGCCCCACAAUGACCCUGCCCUGCGAGGAGAGAAAGACCCCAAGGGAGGCUUUGACAUCAAGGUUCCUCGCCGCGCCGUCGGCCCUUCCAGCACACAGCUGUACAUGGUUCGUACCAUGCUGGAGUCUCUGAUAGCUGAUAAGAGUGGUUCUAAGAAAACCCUCCGCAGCAGUCUGGAGGGACCCACCAUCAUGGACAUGGAGAAGUUCCACAGAGAGUCCUUCUUCUAUACUCACCUGCUCAACUUCAGCGAGACCCUACAGCAGUGCUGUGACCUGUCUCAGCUGUGGUUCAGAGAGUUCUUCCUGGAGCUGACCAUGGGGCGCAGGAUCCAGUUCCCCAUCGAGAUGUCCAUGCCUUGGAUCCUCACAGACCACAUUCUGGAGACCAAGGAGGCCUCAAUGAUGGAGUAUGUGCUGUAUCCUCUGGACCUCUAUAAUGACAGUGCCCACUACGCCCUGACCAAGUUCAAGAAGCAGUUCCUCUACGAUGAGAUAGAAGCAGAGGUCAACCUGUGUUUUGAUCAGUUUGUCUACAAGCUGGCUGAUCAGAUAUUUGCCUACUACAAGAUUCUAGCUGGAAGUCUGCUGCUGGACAAGCGUCUGAGAGCAGACUGUAAGAACCAGGGAGCCAACAUCCCCUGGCCCGCGUCCAACCGCUACGAGACCCUGCUGAAACAACGCCACGUUCAGCUGCUGGGUCGUUCCAUAGACCUGACCCGUCUGGUCACCCAGAGAGUGUCUGCUGCUCUCUACAAGUCUCUGGAGCUGGCCAUCAACCGCUUCGAGAGCGAGGACCUCACAUCCAUCGUGGAACUAGAAGGUCUGAUGAACAUCAACCGUAUGACCCACAAGCUGCUGUCUAAGUUCCUGACGCUGGACAGUAUGGACGCCAUGUUCCGGGAGGCCAAUCACAAUGUCUCCGCCCCCUACGGACGCAUCACACUCCAUGUCUUCUGGGAACUCAACUACGAUUUCCUCCCCAACUACUGCUACAACGGAUCUACUAACAGGUUCGUCCGCACGGUCCUGCCAUUCUCACAGGAGUUCCAGAGGGACAAGCCACCCAACGCCCAGCCCCAGUACCUGUACGGGUCAAAGGCUCUGAACCUGGCGUACAGCAGUAUCUUUGGUUUCUACAGACACUUUGUUGGUCCUCCUCACAUCAAGGCCAUGUGUCGUCUGCUGGGGUACCAGGGCAUCGCAGUGGUCAUGGAGGAACUGCUGAAAGUGGUCAAGAGCCUGCUCCAGGGCACCAUCAUGCAGUAUGUGAAGACCCUGAUGGAGGUGAUGCCUAAGAUCUGCCGUCUCCCCCGCCACGAGUACGGCUCGCCGGGUAUCCUGGAGUUUUUCCACCACCAGCUGAAGGACAUAGUGGAGUACGCCGAGUUGAAGACCGUCUGUUUCCAGAACCUCAGAGAAGUCGGCAAUGCUCUCCUCUUCUGUCUGCUCAGCGAACAGAGCCUGUCGCAGGAGGAAGUUUGUGACCUGCUUCAUGCCGCACCGUUCCAGAACAUUCUGCCCAGGGUCCAUGUCAAAGAGGGUGAGCGUCUUGAUGCCAAGAUGAAACGCCUGGAGGCUAAGUACACAGCCCUGCACCUGGUUCCUCUGAUAGAACGCCUGGGAACCCCACAGCAAAUCGCCAUAGCCCGUGAAGGUGACCUGCUGACCAAAGAGCGUCUGUGCUGUGGCCUGUCCAUGUUCGAGGUCAUCCUGACUCGCGUCCGCGGUUUCCUGGACGACCCCAUCUGGCGCGGCCCGUUGCCCAGCAACGGCGUGAUGCACGUGGACGAGUGUGUGGAGUUUCACCGGCUGUGGAGCGCCAUGCAGUUUGUUUACUGCAUCCCUGUAGGAGCACACGAGUUCACUGUGGAGCAGUGUUUCGGGGACGGUCUCCACUGGGCUGGGUGUAUGAUCAUCUCCCUACUGGGUCAACAGAGACGCUUUGACAUCCUGGACUUCAGCUAUCACCUGCUGAAGGUGCAGAAACACGAUGGAAAGGAUGAGAUCAUCAAGAGUGUGCCUCUUAAAAAGAUGGUGGACAGAAUCCGCAAGUUCCAGGUCCUCAACGAUGAGAUCUUUGCCAUCCUGAACAAGUACCUGAAGUCAGGUGAUGGAGAGAACAUGCCUGUGGAGCACGUCCGGUGUUUCCAGCCUCCUAUCCACCAAUCCCUGGCCAGCAACUGAGAUUGACCGGUGCACGUUUCCUAUAGUACCAUCCCAUGUCAGACUAGACACAAAGGAUGUGUCUGAAAUGGCAUCCUAUGCCCUAUAUAGGACACUACUUUCUAUAAACGGCACUACAUAGGGAAUAGGGUGCCUUUUGGAACGUAGUCCAUCAGACUAGACACACAAUAUUCCUUCAUCUGCUUCUUCCACCUUUUAGGUUUUAAAGCAGCAGCGGACCAUGAGACUAAAGCCUUGUUCACACUUAAUGCCUUAAUGCUCAAACUAGAUGUGUGUUCAGACAGCUGACAUGGCUAUGCUGGUUGUCAUAGUAACAACAGGUGUGUGUGCGUGGUGGUGAGUUUGACACCCCUGCCUCAAAGGAUGAGAUGAUCCAGCUUUCAAAACGAGUCCCCUCUCGCGCCACAGCAGGCAACUAGCGAGCCGUUGGGCUUUCUAGCACAAUCACUCAUUUGUUUCUAAAUAACACGCUAGUUAGUUACCACGUGUUCUUGUCAAACUGUCAGAGUAGCUAGCAAUUAAAUCAGAUUUGACCGUUCAGGCAAGUCCCCUACAAAUGUGGCUUGAAAUAUCUGCUUCCGUGUGUUUUCUGGCUGUUCAGGCGGCAAGGAAGCAGAUCGGGUCACUUCAAACUGCCAGUGUGAACGAGGCUUGAGGUCCAACUUUCCUGACAAACUGUUUGUACCCAAUUGUGCCUUAUGAUCUUAAUAGCUGUUUUCAUUCUAAACUCUUCUGUUUUAUGGUGCAUUUAAACUAUCAAAUGAUUAUUUAAGGGGUUUGCGGUGGUGGGAUGUAAUUGGUGAACAGUAGCCUGUAGUCAAUGAGAAGUAGUAUGAUUUGUUAAACAUCAGCAGCUUAAAGGAAACCAAGUUCUUACUUAUAACCAUUUAUUCACUGUGCCUUUUUGGAAUCAUUUUUAAUUCAAUAAAUAUAUAACAAAUCUC